Gossypium arboreum is the source of this 3031-nucleotide messenger RNA. RefSeq lists its product as uncharacterized. The record is from RefSeq and is a predicted model, not a curated record. Lineage: Eukaryota; Viridiplantae; Streptophyta; Magnoliopsida; Malvales; Malvaceae. The coding region runs from base 461 to 2911 and encodes 816 amino acids. The transcript is spliced from 4 exons.
GUUUUAAUUUUCAACUAAUAAGUUCAUGCAUUUAAAACUGAAAGACACUUUGGAAACAAUAAAAUAUUUCCAGGAUUGUUCAAGGAAACAUUUAUUUAAGGUCUUCAAACUUUUUUCCUUGUUAGUAUUGGUGACAAACCAUCAGAAGAAUUAUUUAAAAAAAGUUGAUGGGAUAGCAUGUGGGUUAUCAGGUCACUGAAAACCAGGGAACAAGCCCUUCCAUUCUGUAAAAGGUUUGCCCUUUUGUUUAACAGAUUUCGCAGAGUUUUUCACAUGUAAAAGUUCAUGCUUUUGGUAUUCCCUGAUCAUUUUAUAAAAAGGAUAAAUUGCGACUUUGGGUUUUUUUUUUCUUUGGCUAUCCCUUACAUGAUUUCCAUGGAAAACCAGCAUUGGGGGCUCUACUUUCUAGCAUUUUGUCUAGUUUUGAAUUGAAGACAUCUUUCAACCUUUUAUUCUUUGAAUGCCUGGAAUUUCAGUUCCAGAGGUAAAGAAAGAAACAAGUUCCUCAGCUAUGGAUGAGAAGGGAAUCUCUGGUUCAUAUCCAAUUUUCUCCGAAGACAAAAAGGAUAGCUUGUAUCCAAUGUAUAUUGGUGUUUCUUGUGCCUUUUUUGCUCUCAGACUCCUUACAGGACCCGAAAAGGAAGAUGAGAAAUGGUCUGAAUCCCGAGAUAAAAUGCUUCAUGGAAGUGCUCAACUCUUGGGAUUGCUUAUAUGGAGAAUCCAGAGAGAAGAAGCCAAUGAAGCACAGUGCGAGCUUCUCCGAAAGCUCGAGAUUGCUAAGAUAGAGAUCGAGGAGUUAAAGAAAAGGAGACAUGAAGAUGCAAAGGCAAAUGAAAAGGUUGUGAGCAUCUUUGCAUCUCAAGAGCAAGGAUGGUUAAUGGAAAGAAAGUCACUUAGGCAGCAAAUCGGAGCUCUUUUAAAUGAAUUAAGAGUCCUUGAGAAAAAGAAAGACCAAGAAAUCGAUGACUUGAACAAAAAGUUGAAUGAAAUGGAGAUGGUGGUGGAGUCUAAGGAUAAGGUAAUUGAAGAAAUGGAGCAAAAGGGGAAGGAAUUAGAAGAAAAGGUAAUGGAAUUUGAAAGUAUUGCGGAAGAGUUGAAGGAAGCUGCAAAAUGGGAAGCUCAAGAGCAUUCUAAUGAGCUUUGGAAGCACAAAACUGCCUUUAUCGAGAUCGUUUCAAACCAACGGCGACUUGAAGCAGAGAUGGGGCGAGCCUUUAGAGAAGUUGAAGCUACAAAGCUGGAGCUUGAUGCAGUCCUAGAGCAAAAAGAGGAGUCAGUUUUGUUGGCUCAAAAUUUGUCCAUGGAAAUCGCGAAAAUGCGGAAGGACUUGGAACAGAAAGAUAAGGUCUUGUCUGCAAUGCUGAGGAAAACUAAGUUGGAUACCGCAGAGAAGCAAUUGCUUUUGAAGGAGGUUAAAGUAUCAAAGACAAAGAAGAAACAAGCUGAACUAGAAACAGAAAGGUGGAGGGCAGUAUCUGAGUCUAGACAUGAGAGACAUUCAUUGAAGGCCAUGUUUGCUAACCAAGCCAGUGCAAAAUUAGAUGCUUCCUUUGGUGCUAAAGAGGUUUCUAACUCUGCCAAAACCAGAUCACUGCCGACUGAUGCUGGUUUUGAAUAUGACCUUUCAGAGCUAAAAACAGACCCAGCGAUCUGUUCUCCUCUUAUGGAUUGUAACUCCCCAGAAAUGAGUGAGGAUUGGGUGAUGACAACUGAUGUCAAAAGGUUGGAACAUUGGGUUCGAGAUGAAGCAGAAAAGUAUGCAGCUGUCAUUGAGAAGAGGCAUCAUUUGGAACUGGAUGCCUUUGCAGAACAAAUGAGACUGAAAGAUCAGAAGUUAGAGGCUUUUCGUUGGCGGCUACUGAGCAUGGAACUAGAAUCAAAGCGGAUGCAGUCCCAUGCUGAAGGAUUGAACCAGGACAUGUCACAACUGAGACAGGACAAUAUGAAAUUAGAAGCCUUGCUACUGGAAAAAGAAGAAGAAUUGGACUCCUUGAAGGAACAGCCUUUGAGUUGUCACAAGAACAACCUAAUAAACUUAUCUCUGCAUGAUCCAGCAUUAUUAACACAUGAUACAGUUUGGCCCAAUGUGAAGAUUAUAAAGAAAAAAUCAACCGACAAGGAGCAAGAAACAAACACAACAUUGCUUGAUGAGUCUCAAGAAAUCCCAUCAAACAAGGAGACCAAAAACAUCAGAUUGAUAGUCCAAGUACCCGAAAAGGAAUUCAAAGAACAGAAAGAAACUCCUAAACCAGAUCCAGUCGAGAAAGAAACUAAUAGUUCGGCACUAGCCGGUUCAGUUGAAUUACCUAGGCAGUCAUUGAGUAAAACCAAAAGUACCCUAUGGAGGAUGGAUCUUCAAGCUCUUGGAGUUUCCUACAAGAUCAAAAGGCUGAAGCAACAACUUCUCUUGCUCGAGAGGUUAACAGGAAAGCAAGAAACUGGAGAGGACACGGAAGGAAGCAGCGACAAUGGGAUGAAAGGCUUUCUAUUGUCUAUAUCUUUGCUAAACAAACAAGUCGGCCGCUAUCAGUCCCUUCAAGGGAAGACCGAUGAUCUCUGUAAACGGAUGCACGACAAUGACAUAGACGUGAACCAAGGAGAUUGUAGUAGUACUAAAAAAAGCAAAGGAGAUACUAGAAAACUAGAACAUUACCUUGAGGAGACAUUCCAACUGCAGAGAUACAUGGUUGCAACAGGCCAAAAGUUAAUGGAAAUUCAACCCAAAAUAGUCUCUGGGUUCAUCGGGGUGGAGCUAGAUAAGGUACAUACCAUUGACAUGAAACGGUUCUCCGAUAAUGUAAGAUCUUUGUUUCAGGAAGUUCAAAGAGGUCUCGAGGUUCGUAUAGCUCGAAUCAUCGGAGAUCUUGAAGGGACAUUGGCUUGUGACGGAAUGAUACGUUUUAGAAGGUAAUAUCAUAUCAUAUCAUGUAAGAGCUAUAAUACCAAGUUCUUCCUUGAACUCUGUAUUCCAACAUAUACAAGUUAGUCAAUACAAUUUACUGCAACAUGAAUAAUUUUGAAUUUUACUUAA